Messenger RNA from Dictyostelium purpureum, 714 nucleotides. RefSeq lists its product as uncharacterized. The coding region runs from base 1 to 714 and encodes 237 amino acids. The record is from RefSeq and is a predicted model, not a curated record. The transcript has 2 exons. Lineage: Eukaryota; Evosea; Eumycetozoa; Dictyosteliales; Dictyosteliaceae.
AUGAUUAAUAACUAUAAUAGAGAAAACUAUAAUUUCGAAUUACCAAAUUAUCCAAAUAAAUAUAAAAUUCCAUAUAAAAAAAGAGAUUUUAACUAUAUUUUUAAAUCUAAUAAGAAAUCAGAGUAUUUAAUUAGACCAAAGGAUAUUCCCCAACAAUUAGAAAAUGUUCUCACUUUUCAAGAAUAUCUCGAUAUAUAUUCCCAAUGCAGAAAACAAAUCAACAAGAGACAAUUAAAUAUCAGAAUCUUUUUUUAUGCUUCAAUUAUUUCAUCUUUGGCCUUUGUUAUUCCAUUUGUAUUGGUUCUCACUUUGACUCAUGCUAGUCAUGCUAUGGUUACUGUUCCUAUUGGUUUAUUUAUUUAUUUAACAAUUUUAAUUACAGUUUUCGCCAAAAGAAGAUACAAUCUUGAAAUUGAAUUUAAUGCAUUAAUUAAAGAUUUAAACACUAAAUAUUCGCAUAAAGGAAUUACUAUUUAUAAGAAAUAUAAAUAUCAUCAAAAAGGAAACGAUAGGGCAUUUGAAACCCAUCGUGAUUAUGUAAAUAGAAUUUACAUCUUUCAUGGCUAUCCACAAGAACAAGCUCCUCAACAACAAACUCCACAACCACCAAUAAUGUAUCAAAUUUCCAAUACAACAACAGUAACCUCAGCUUCACCACCAUUAUCGUCAUCAUCUGAAAUAAUCAGUGAAAAAACUCCAUUACUCAAAUCAUAA